CAGGGAUAACAAGUCAUCCGAUGGAAGCAGCCUGGUAAGGAAAGGGAAACAGGGCGGCGAGUGAAUUUCCUUGAAAUCAGGGAACUGGUAAGACAUCUCAGCCAGACACCCUGUCACCCUGAAGAUGGGAAAGAGCCAAAAUACCAUUUCAAACGUGGCAACAAUACAGACAUCUCAAAUCUACCCGGAAGGUCAUUUGACCCCAGAGGACACCCCUAACUUUCCCAUGGGCGAGAUGAGCACGGAGGUGAAGCUGCCGGACAACCAGGCAGAGCAAGAACUCAAGGCUGGAGUUGGUUUGCAAAGGGCCGACGCUGACACUCCCCUGGGUGAAGAUGUGCAGCAACUAGACGGAUAUCUGUCCGCCGAACAAAUAGUGCUUUUUAAAAAAGAGUUUCCCGCUUUUAAAGAGCGACAAGAAGCAAUCAUCAGAGAGUACCGUGCCUUUGCUGACGACAUCGACAAAACCCACAAAAAUUUCAUCAAGACCAGCGUGGUGACCAGCUCCGUGGCCGUCGUCUCCGGAAUGGCGAGCGUCCUGGGCUUAUUCCUCGCUCCGGCAACAGCGGGAGGAAGCCUGCUGCUCUCCGCCGCCGGCCAAGGGCUGGGGACAGUAGCUGGGGCCGCCAGCCUCUUGACCGACCUUCUGGAAUACUUUCACAAUAAAAAAGUUCAAGCUCAGGCCAGCAGGGAAUUGUCUACCGUCAGUCACAAGGUCGAAGACCCUGCAAAGGACAUAUCCCAUUUGGUAAGUGCUGGAAAGACCAUCUAUGACUGCAGAAGAGCCAUCACGGCCAUCAAGAAGAACAGCAGUGCCCUGAAGAUAGCCAGAGCCCACCCGAGCCUGGCCAAGGCCGCCAAGCGGUUUGUGGCCACCGGCCAGCUCCCGGCCAAUCGGAUCGAACAAGUGCAAAAGGCCUUUGGAGGUACGCCGCUCGCGCUGGGGAGAAAAGCUCGCUGGCUGGGCGGUGUGACCGGGGGCCUCUUCCUCAGCAUGGACGUGCACAGCCUCCUGAAGGACUGGAAGGAACUGAAGGACGGAGCCAGGACAGAGUUGGCACAAGACCUAAGGGCCGCGGCUGAGGAGCUGGAGAGAGAGCUGGAAGAGCUCACCCUGCUCUACGAGAGCCUGCAGCAGGAGGUGGGCUGUGCCUUCCCUCGGGGUUACCGGAGGGUGUGA
This is a messenger RNA of Miniopterus natalensis, 1180 nucleotides long. Lineage: Eukaryota; Metazoa; Chordata; Mammalia; Chiroptera; Miniopteridae. The record is from RefSeq and is a predicted model, not a curated record.